Vitrella brassicaformis is the source of this 1583-nucleotide messenger RNA. The record is from the annotation of a GenBank genome assembly. Lineage: Eukaryota; Vitrellaceae.
GGGGAUGCCACCAUGGGUAACGCCAUCGCUCGGAUGUGCCCUCCUUACGGCCGCAAGGGGAAGAAGCGCAGAAGGAGAGGCCACCGAGACUUGGCCAAAAAGGGAAAGUAUGCAAAGGAGGCAACUCAGGCAGGAGUCGACGCCUCUCGGAGGGUCGGCGCGGCCGCAAGGAAGAUGGGCGGGAAGCUCGGCAAGGCGGGGCUGCAGGCAAGCAGGCAGUUUGGCGCACUCGCAAGGUUAUUCGGCUCCACCACUGGCAAUCUCAUCCAAGAGUUCGUCACGCGGGGGUCAGUGCACACGGGAAUUCAGGCAGGGGAGGGUGGGUAUGCAUCUCUGUCCGGCAUUUUGUUUUCAGCUUCAAGGCUUACUUCUUCCUGACCUUUCUGAUCUACUUCACUGGGGCCGUGGUCGCCCUGUCGACAUACACCUACGUGCCCCGCCGCGAGGACGGGGAGAUUGUGUGCCCGAUGACGCUCAACGUCUACUUUCUCUGUGGGGCCUUCUUCAUUCAGGUGUGGUCAGAAGCCUUUACGUGGGUCAGCAUGACUGUCUGUCUGUCUGUCUGUUUGUCUUGAUGUCUCUGGUCGUCGCGCAGGGCUUCUUGGCUGCAUACACGGCUUGGGGGUACUCUUACAUCGAAAAGUAAGUGUGUGCCGCGGGUGGGCCCAUAGAGGAAGACAAAGCGGGUGAUUUCUCUCCCUCCCUCCCGCUGGCCUGCAUGCAGGCUGCCCGAGGGUUCGUUCACUGAGCUGUCGGCCUUUCAGUACUUGAUCGGCUUCAUGAUCAAGGUGGUGCCUACCUGGAGCAGGCUGCUGCAUGUCUUCAACUUCUUCCAGCUGCUCAUAGCCGUCUUCUACGCACUUGUGCUGCCCGAGUGCAACCUCCACCUUGUGCGCGUCACCCUCUGUAUGUGCACAGCAAGCAGAGGAUGGAUGGGCAGACGACUGAAGAAGUCCGUGUGUGUCCCCUCCGUUUUUUCUUCGCUUAGUUGUGUUGGGCAUUGUGUGGUGGUGCAUUAUUCUUGUGGGCAUCACGGCCAAGAGACACUUCCCCGUCCCGCCCACCAUAUUCGAGCCCGUCAGGCCUGGUGAGCCAGAACACACACACACACACACGCACACACGGACAGACAGACAGACAGACAGACAGACAGAGAGGCCAUGCCUGACAAAGCCAGCAGAUAAUCAUGUCUCUUUGUUGGCUAUGCCCCCCAUGCAAUGCCUGCAGCAACGGGGCUGCUGCAGGAGCUGCAUGUACGUGAGCACACAAAUAAAUAGACGGCUUGAGUAUUGCUGGCUUCGCCGCAGUCAGUGCACACACGUCCGUCUUGUCGUGUGCUGUGCUUGCUGUGCGUGUGUGUGUGUGUGUGCAGACUAUGCUGCGUGCCCUCGGGCCGUGACAAAGCUGAGUUGCUGCUGGGGUUGAUUGGAUUUUGGACUCUGUGGGAAUGUGACAUUAGUAUUCUCUGUGAGCCGUCUUGGCGUCCAAUGAGCUCACCUCAGCUCUGCACGAUGUGUCGAGAGACCGCACUGCCUGUCCUUUCCAAUGAACCGAUGAGGAGAGAGGAGGCAUGAAAGCCAAAG